Molecule: messenger RNA, 2987 nt
Organism: Colius striatus (speckled mousebird)
Lineage: Eukaryota; Metazoa; Chordata; Aves; Coliiformes; Coliidae
Gene: NANS
Product: N-acetylneuraminate synthase
Exons: 6
Coding region: 30-1121 (363 amino acids)
Biological process (GO): carbohydrate biosynthetic process
Molecular function (GO): N-acylneuraminate-9-phosphate synthase activity
Source: RefSeq, a predicted model, not a curated record
GGCGCGAGGGUGGUGGGGAGUCCGUAGUCAUGUCGCGGGAGUUCGAGCUGUGUCCCGGGCGCCGCGUGGGCGGCGAACAGCCGUGCUUCAUCAUCGCCGAGAUCGGGCAGAACCACCAGGGCGACAUGGCCAUCGCCAAGCGCAUGAUCCGUAUGGCCAAGCUUGUUUUGCAGGACUGUGGAGCAGACUGUGCUAAGUUCCAGAAGAGUGAACUGGAAUACAAAUUCAACAAGAAAGCCUUAGAAAGGCCCUAUACCUCUAAACACUCCUGGGGAAAAACCUACGGGGAGCACAAACGCCACUUGGAGUUUAGUCAUGACCAAUAUAGAGAGCUAAAGAAAUAUGCAGAGGAGAUUGGCAUUUUCUUCACAGCUUCUGGCAUGGAUGAGAUGGCUGUGGAAUUUCUACAUGAACUGGAUGUUCCAUUUUUCAAAGUAGGAUCAGGAGAUACAAACAAUUUUCCUUACCUGGAAAAGACUGCAAAGAAAGGUCGCCCAAUGGUGAUUUCCAGUGGAAUGCAGUCAAUGAACACAAUGCGUCAGGUUUAUCAGAUUGUGAAGCCCAUCAAUCCAAACUUCUGCUUCCUGCAGUGCACCAGUGCAUACCCACUUCAGCCAGAGGACGUCAAUCUCCGUGUUAUAUCGGCAUAUCAGUCAACUUUUCCUGAUAUCCCCAUUGGCUAUUCGGGGCAUGAAACUGGCAUAGCGAUUUCAGUGGCAGCUGUUGCUAUGGGUGCUAAAGUAGUGGAACGCCAUGUGACUCUCGACAAAACAUGGAAAGGAAGUGACCACCAAGCAUCUCUGGAACCAAAUGAACUGGCAGAGUUAGUGAAAGCCAUCCGUACUGUGGAAAAAGCAAUGGGUUCUCCAGUCAAACAGCUCUUGCCCUGUGAAAUGGCUUGCAAUGAAAAGCUGGGAAAGUCUGUUGUGGCAAAAGUGACAAUUCCUGAAGGCACAGUACUGACACUUGACAUGCUGACUGUGAAGGUGGGAGAACCUAAGGGAUUUCCCCCAGAAGCCAUCUUUGAUCUGGUGGGCCAGAAGGUUAAAAGAAAGAUUGAAGAAGAUGAAACCAUUACUGAGGAAGCAGUGGAAAAUCAUGUCAAAAAAGUUAAGUGCUAAACCAAAGCACUGUACUCAGUAUUCCAUGAUACAAUACUGUGCUACUGCAUAUCAUAUUUAUGUAUAGCCGCAUGGUAGAUUAGAAGAAAGGGGUAUAAUUAUGAGGACGCAAUCAGGUUAGGAUUUUCAGUUCUCAUUGGCAAGAAGUCUCUGAAGCAGAGCGAUUUCGUUAGAAACUGUAUAAUAUUGUCUUUAGAAAAUAUCAUGUUCCUUCUUUUUGUAUUCCAAUUAACCUAGAUCAGUUUGGAGUUUUGUCAAAUCUAAGACCACAGUCUGCUGCUUUUCAUCUUCCUUUUUCUGGCAAGAAUACAGUAAAUCACAGUAAUUUUGUCUACACUUUUAAUGGUUCUAACCCCCUGUAUCUUUUGAUGUCCCUCUAUGCCGUUUUACUCAACCUUUUGAUAGCAGGAUGCUAGUUGCAGUUGAAUGCAGGUAAGUGGAAGUUCACAUGCAUGGAACAGAAAAUUACACAUGCAACCUGAUGGAUUUUGCUUAAGAUGAAAGCUUUUAGAUAAGUCUCAGGAUAAGGCAGUGAGUUGCAGAAAUCUGUACUCUGGGGAAAAAAGGCUCCUUGAGAAAGCUAGUACCAAUAAAGGAAGCAAAUUGGAUACAUAGAAAGGUCAUAUUUAAGGGGUAAAAGAAAGAACCUUUGUACUUUUUGUGAACUGAUAGGCAAGAGGGCAAGCCAGACAGAUUAAGAGGGAACAAGCAGAUCUGAGGUAGAUCAAUGGAAAUAAAUUUGACCUGUGCUUCAAAAAAAAAAGUCAAAAUAAUUUGUUGUGAUCUGGGUAAAGCCUGGAAUCUUAAAUCAAUUUUGCAGCGCAUUUGGAAACCUCUGUUGGUACCUGGGGGAACUUUUCAGCUAGGAAGCCAAAUGCUGGUGAAGAUUCAGCAGCCUCUUUCCUGUACUAACAAGAAAAUAAUUACUGAUCAUUUACUAGUGAUGAUUAUUUGGAAUGUGCUACUUCUUGGUCAUGAAUUGUUAAAUUAUGUUUAAUCUGGUGGUGGUGUUUCUGUUUACUUUCAAAAUGUUUACUCGUCUGCAGUUCUGAAGAAACUAUUAAUAUCCUUAAACUGGGAAGCAGAGAUUUCUUUGAAUAAUGACUGUAUGUGAGCUCCAAUUGAUGCAGUAUGCUUGCCUUACAUACUACUUAUAUUACUUACAACUACUUACAUAUUAAAAGAUUUUUUUUUUAAUUUUCAAAUUUGGAAAAUAAAUUAAACUUAUAAAACAAGCUAUUGUUGUGAUGUUUUAGCCAGUGGUCAGAGCUUGCCUUUGACAGCAGUGGUGAUGAUUCCAGGGCUUUUAGUUACUUGAACACCACAAGAUUGCCUGACCUCCUUCAAGUCAGAGUGGUUUUUCACUGUAGCAGGGCUGGUCCCAGAGGCUGCUGUAAAUAUAGGCUCCAGAAAUUUCUAGGACUUUAAAGAUAUAGGGAAAAAACCCAGAUUAUCCCUAUGCAGAAACACAAGUUUUCUCUCCCAGUGUUACGUGAGCAUACCUUUAAUCAGCAGCAGUUAAAGAGGUUUUACAAGUAGGACAUCGAAAUAACUGAAGCACAAGUGCUUCACUGACCUAGUGGUAUUAUUGCAUCUCUGAGUCAUCCAGACUUUUCAUCUUCUACUCAGGGAACUAAACAACUGUUUCUUAUGCUUCCACUCUGUGUGGGAAGAAUAGGGCCACCUAGAAGCUCAUUAAAUGUGUUUGUCAAGUGAGAUGAGCUAAUGGCUAUUAAGUGGUGUUACAGAAGCUCCUAUUUCAGCUUCACUUGAAUGCAUUUUUCUCAUGUUCCUGAUUUGGUUUUGUUUUCACUUCGAUCUGAUUUUGGUUGGUGGCUGAUUAAACUGAUCUUGUUUUUUUUUCCC